AAAAAUCGGAAUUUUCCAAGGAUGAACAUUUUCUCGAAGCCCGAUCCAAAAGAGCUCGAAAGAGCCAAUAAACGAGAACUUCGAAAAACGAAUCGAGAUCUUGAAUCGGAUCGUCGUCAAAUGGAUCGAAGAGAAAAAGAAUUGGAACAAGAAAUUAAGAAAUUAGCUGCAAAAGGACAUAAUGAUGCGGCAAGACAUUUGGCCAAACAGCUUGUUCAGCUGAGAAAUCAAAAGACUAAAAGUAUUGGAAUGAGUGCAAGAAUUAGUGGAGUACAGGCACAAAAUUCACAUAUGCAAAGUAUGGCUAAAAUGGGCUCUGCAAUGGGAACAACUGUCAAAACAAUGAAAGCAAUGAAUGCUCAAAUGCCAUUGGAAAAAGUUGCCGCAAAUAUGAGAGAAUUCCAAAUGGCUCAGGAAAAAAUGGGACUUACUGAAGAGAUGAUGAACGACACUCUUGACUCGAUUCUCGACGCACCUGGAGACGCCGACGAACAAGACGCUAUCGUGAAUCAAGUUCUCGAUGAAAUUGGAAUUGAGAUGAAUUCAAAGCUUGCAAAUGUCCCUGCUCUUCCCACAAAGGUUUCCAGCACUGCUCCGGCUGAUUUCGAUGAUCUCGAAGCUCAAUUGGCAAGACUCAGAAGUUGAUUUCUGUACAUAAUAUUUCUUUUGUUUUGUAAAUACCAUGAUUUUAAUUGAAGAAUAAAUGCUUCCGAUUGC
Molecule: messenger RNA, 717 nt
Organism: Caenorhabditis elegans
Lineage: Eukaryota; Metazoa; Nematoda; Chromadorea; Rhabditida; Rhabditidae
Gene: C01A2.4
Product: Charged multivesicular body protein 2b
Exons: 5
Coding region: 22-645 (207 amino acids)
Biological process (GO): vacuolar transport
Source: RefSeq, marked reviewed